Molecule: messenger RNA, 2572 nt
Organism: Blepharisma stoltei
Lineage: Eukaryota; Ciliophora; Heterotrichea; Heterotrichida; Blepharismidae
Source: the annotation of a GenBank genome assembly
AUGGAUGUUACAAAUAACGAAAGGCUCAACAUUGAAGCUGUAGGAGGCAGCAUGACCUACAAUAAAGCAGCUCCUCAAAUAAUAGAAAACUCUCCCACAGGCAGGUUUAGUCGGUUUGAUGAAGAAAUAGGAAGCGGCGCUUAUAAGACAGUCUAUAAAGCUAUUGACAAUGAUACAGGCUGUGAAGUUGCCUGGAAUACUGUAAAAACACAUGGGAUGACAAAAGCUGAAAAAGAAAGGGUGCGGGAUGAAAUUAUGAUAAUCCAGAAACUUAAACAUCCCAAUAUUUUGCACUUUAUUAAAGCAUGGCACAAUAAAAACAGAGAAGAAGUGGUGUUUAUUACUGAAAUUAUGACUGGUGGGUCAUUGAAACAAUAUUUGAAAAAAAUAAAAACACCAAGGCUAAAAGUGGUCAAAAAAUGAUGCAAAUUUAUUUUGGAAGGGUUAUUACACACUAAAGGGUUUAUCUAUUUUAUAAUAUUUUAUAUUAUCUAUUUUCAAAGAGGAAAAGAUAUUAUUAAUCCAAAAAGAAUUAAAAAUAGUGAUAAAAUAGAAAUAAAUUAUUUGCAUUCUCAAAAGCCUUUCCCAAUAAUACACAGAGAUCUCAAAUGUGACAAUAUUUUUGUAAGUGCCAGAACUGGUGAAAUUCGCAUUGGAGACUUAGGCUUAUCUACCUUUAUGAGAAGCUCUUACAAUAAAUCAGUUGUAGGGACUCCACAAUAUAUGGCGCCAGAGCUAUUUGAAGAGCGUUACGGGACCAAUGUUGACAUUUAUUCUUUUGGCCUGUGCAUUUUAGAAAUGUGCACCGGCGAAAUGCCUUAUAGUGAAUGCAAAAAUCCAAUGGAAAUCUACCAAAGAGUAUCUAGAAGAAUCAAGCCACUUGCAUUAGAAAAAAUAGGAAAUUUAGAUGUCAAGGAGUUUAUUACUUUAUGCCUAACUGAUAUGGAUCAAAGACCUUCAGCUGAAGAAUUAUUGAAUCAUCCUUUUUUCAAUAAUGACGAAAAUGAUGAUAAAAAUCAUGAUAUCAUCAAUAUCUUAGAAAUCCCUGAUGAACAAAAUUCGAAUUUUGAGGAAAAAACGCCAAAAGUAGAUGAAUUUCAGCAAAAUUCAAAAGUAAAUGGAUUUUAUACGUCAAAAGAUAUACAGUUGUCUAUUAAGAUUGGAGUUUUAGAUAAAAGCACUGGCAGAGUUGUGCGAACAAAGUUAGAUUUUUUGUAUAAUUUAGAAUCAGAUACCCCUGAAGGAGUUGCGGAAGAAAUUGUUUCUAAUUUUGCUUUAGAAAGUAAUUAUACAGUAGAUGAAGUACCACACUUCUUAGGCACUAUGUGCUAUGAAGAGUUUUGGUCCCCUAGGGCUUAUUUAGGCCAUGUCGAACACGGUAUUUGUGCAGAGGUAUCCACUCGUAGUUCCGAUCAUACAGAAUUUCCUCGAACUUCUACCCUAGCCCUAGUAUCGCUUACCUCUACUUAGCCAGGACAGAUUAUUGCAAUAAAUUACCCUUUGCAACUAGAAAAACUCUUCUCCUGAGUUUCCUUGAUCCCUGUCAGGCCUUCUUAACUUCAAAGGAAAGUCUUAGACGCAUAUGCGAUUUGAGGCUAGAAACUAACAGCUUAGGCUGGCAAGUCACCUUCCUCUUUCGGGCACCCAAUGGCAUAAAAAGUGCUUAGGUCAGACCGCCAAUCAACGAAAUAAUUCUGGAUCCCUCGUCUCAAGGAUAACUCAACCCUUGGACAGCUUUUUGCACCAAAAAAACACGUUCGGAUAUAAAUAAUAGACCGUCCCUAGAAGGGUAUUCAUUCGUUAACGGCCAUUUUAUGGAAAUUAGAAAGGAAUUAUACAGAGUCAAUUAUAUACAUAAAAAUGCUGACGAGCGACCCGUCCUUCCUGUGGCGGGUGUCUAUAUAUCUGAAAUGGCUUUUGGUGCAAGAAGCUGCCUAUGGGUUGGAUUAGCCUCAAAGCGAAAGGUGCAGAACUAUUUCGGAUGAUUAGUGGCUUGCUUGAGCUGCAGUUUUUUACAUCUUUUUGUCAGCAGCGCCCACGCCUAGAUUAGGUGUCCUAUAGAGGUAGGAUGGCUUGCCUGCCUAAGUUGCUUUUGCGACCUGCCCCUAGUCUGCACAAGCAUAUUGAGUGUUUACCUCAGAGAUUAUUCGGAGAAAAAGGAGAAGAGAGGCUAGACGGAGGUCUCAGGACUACUUUCUCCAAUCUAAAAAGUUCCCUCAAUGUGACGAUCUGGCCUAAGUUACGUAGGGCUGGGCAAUUGGCUGGAAAGAGCUCUGGCAAAAUCUGAUUUUUCCUGAUCAGGAGGGAAAAUGUCUUGAGUGAGAAUCUGGGGGCUUCGGCCUGAGCUCAAGCUGCCUUGAGGGAGACCAGCCUGUAGGAGUUCGCCUGCAGAAUGUACGGUGUUUCAGGAAGUGGGGACUAUAUAAAUGCCAAUCUAAUCUAAUACUGAGUCAAUUGCCAUGAUUAUUCACAAAAAGCUUACCUAAUUAGUCUUUAAUUACUUUAUAUAUUUGCUCGUUAAUUUUUUAAAAAUUUUUUUUCGAUUGCAAUUAAAAGAGUUAGUAAAUAUUAA